ACUUUCAGUCGUGACUCAGACUUGGGUGAGGGAGGACGUGCGUUGCGCUGCUCCCCGCCUCUCACACACGCAUACAGUGAUAGACAGACUCUUGCAAGGUGGACUGUUGAGUGUGGCGUGAAUAAAGUGUUGUGCUCGUGUCUUCAACCGGGAAAUCAUGAGUGGGCCACGCAUCACCAUCCAGGACACAGAGCAGAGGGGCAUCAGCUGCAGCUACAGCAGAGACGGACGAACCCCAGGCGUGUACUACCCAUCUGACCCCUGCGUGCCGCCGCCACCGCGCUCCUCACGUAAGGAAGCUUGGAGAGGCCUCGUCACUGCCCUCCGCCAUCCAGUGUCCCGCGCCAGAAGCUGUCUGGCCCGCCUUGCCUCUCGCGUCGCUCCCCCUGCCACCGCCGCCACGAAGAACAACGCCAUGUCCGGUGCCAAGAAGAACCCGCCAGCCCCGGCCCUGCACAAGGUCAUCAUGGUGGGCUCAGGUGGUGUAGGGAAGUCAGCUCUCACACUGCAGUUUAUGUACGAUGAGUUUGUGGAGGACUAUGAGCCGACCAAGGCAGACAGUUACCGCAAGAAGGUGGUGUUGGACGGGGAGGAGGUGCAGAUAGACAUCCUAGACACUGCCGGCCAGGAGGACUACGCCGCCAUCAGGGACAACUACUUCAGGUCAGGUGAAGGCUUCCUGUGUGUGUUCUCCAUCACUGAAGACGACUCCUUCCAGGCGACACAGGAGUUCAGGGAACAAAUAUUGCGUGUGAAAAAUGACGAGCACAUACCCUUCCUGCUGGUUGGGAACAAGGCAGACUUGACAGAGCGCAGGAAAGUGUCAGAGGACGAGGCCAAGAUGAGAGCCAACCAGUGGGGGGUACCGUAUGUGGAGACCUCAGCUAAAACUCGCGCCAACGUGGACAAGGUUUUCUUUGAUUUGAUGCGUGAGAUUCGUUCUCGCAAAUUGGAAGAUAAUAAGAACACCAAUGGCAAGGGUAAAGAUCCUGGCAAGAGGAAAAAGCCCAAAUGCUGCAUUCUCUAGGCUUUCUACGACCUGACACGCCUGAUUUCCGGCAGUAAGCAGCAGCCCGUGAGUCCCCCCGUGCCAGACGACAAAACCAUCAGGUGUUGCUGCAUCUCCUAGUGCCCCUCCCUCCCACACCAGGACUCAUGGCCAGCCCUCACACCUCACCCACACCCACACCCACACCCACACCCACACACGCACACUAUCUUUUGCUCACAUGCACGCACAUCUAAACACACACACACACACACACACACACACACACACACACACACACACACACACACACACAGCAUGCACAGCUAUAUUUAGUCAACAGAAUAUUAUGGGGAAAUUACACUAUAUAAUGUCAAAGUAAAAUUCCUUCAAAAUGUUGAAGCUAAUUUUUACUCACCUGCAAGUUUAGCUUUGGAAGCUUAUUCUGGAGAAAAUAUCUUGAAUGCCCAUAUAUCAGGAUUAGCAGGUUAAGGUAACCAAAGCAUUUGACUCUGACUUACUGUUUCUUGCACUAAUAUUCAUUCCAUAAUUUACAUUAAUGUCUGAUGAUGUUUCCUUUUUUUUUUUUUUUUCCUUUGUUUGAUCCUUUUGUGGUUGAAUAUUGAUAUCAUGUUAAUCUUACAUAACUGAAGUGAUCUAUUAAAUGCUAGGUUAGUCUGAAGACAAAUGUACAUUAAGAUUUCUGUAAGUUUUUUGUAUACUCGUAGAUUUAAGUCACAAUGAGGUCUGACUGUUUACUGUUAUGUUCAUGAGGUGUUGGUUGGAGUGAGAAGGUGGACACUGUGCUGGUGGGUGCAUUUCCUAUCUCCUGGGUGACACUGUCCAUGUAACCGAUGGUCCCCCAAGUGUGAGCGUCCUCUUCCUGUCCCGACCCAACACCUCACAUUGUAUGUCACGUGUAAUGCCGAGAUUACCCUUAUUGUAAUAAAAUAUGUAAAGUUAAAUUUUGCUUGGAAUAGAACGUAAGCUUCAUGCCAGGGAUCAUGACGGGGGUGUGGAAACUUCAUCUUCAUGUCACAACUCAGAGUGACAAGAGGGAGCUUUUAAAAUGAGUGCUAAGUGAAGAAACCUUGAAGGAUUAACAAGCAUUCUCUCUCUCUCUCUCUCUCUCUCUCUCUCUCUCUCUCUCUCUCUCUCUCUCUCUCUCUCUCUCUCUCUCUCUCUCAGUUUUCCUUGCUGGUGGUGAUGAAUGACUGGUGGGGAGCUUACGGACGAGUGGUGUUGAGGCAGGAGUGAGAUCGCUGACGAGCCUCAAAACCUUUAUGGUGCUGAGCUGAGCAAUAAUAAGCAGUGGAGUGCAGUAUUAGGAAUGGGAUCAGGCUUACUAUGUUACUGUGGCAUCUUACAUUUGGAGAGGAUGUAUAGUUUUCUUUUUAUCAAGGAGAAACAAUGCUGCUUGUUUUCUUGGGCAAGUGUGACAAGAUAGGCUGAAUUAAUUUUUUCCUUUCUAAUCAGUGGAAAAGGAAGUUAACAGUACCAGGUGUGAUGAAAUUUGCUGGAGGUUUUCUUAAGUGUUAAUCAGUGGAAGAAACAAAAUAUACAAGCAUGCCAGCACCACACUUUGCUUGCCUGAGUCCAUGCAUUUCCCACCUCCUGAGAGAGUAUUCCUGUCACCCAGACCACAUGUACACCUUUGUCUCAGAGUGGAAAGACAUGCAAGAGUUUGUGAUUUGUGGUAUUUUGUAUUUUGGGGCUUAUUUUGGUUGAAGUAUUACCUCUGAUUCCAGUAAUUGUUGAGUUACUUACCACUAGGCUUUGGAAAUGUCAGUGUGUGCGUGACUAUCAUGGAGGCACAGCAGUGGACGCUACACUUCACUGCACCCAGUAAACUUGUCCUGUGCCUUUCCUUUGAUUCCUAAUGACGAAAACAGCAUUUGAGAAAACAUGCUUUCAUCUUUGUAUCAUAUUCGAGAUUCUAACUUUUUAAAAAUGCAUGAAUGUGAUGAAUGAGCUGAUUAAAAUUUUAUAAAGUGACAUUAGUGAGCUUGAUGUGUAACCCUGUGUGUGCUGUGUGCCUGUGUAACCCAGCAGAGUGGAGUGAGAGGAGCUGCACCGUUGCCCAGCCAGGCGACCCUGAGCCUCAAGGUGUGCACGUGUUGCCGUCUGUCGUGUUUUGCUUAGUAACCAAACUAUUCAAGAAAAUGAUGCACGAAUAUAAUUAACCAAAACUGGAAGGAUGAGUCUGUUCAAUCUUUGGUUAGCUUUUUAUCAGUUUGUUGUAAGUGUAAAGUGUGUUGAUCCUUACGUGGUUCCUGCCCUUGCCAGAUUUAAAAAUUGUUGUAUUGGGACGCUAGGGAAGAUUCAGUGCUUGAAUUCAUGGGAGUAAUGUUCAUGUUUUGAAGUUUGUUGACUGUCAAUGGAAAUGCCAUUUGAUCAUUCUUUUAUUCAUUGUGCAACUACUGCAAAUACAUAUAGACUGUUUUCAAAAGUUGAUUUCCUGAGAAAUGAAGAGGAAAACUUUUUUCCUGAGCUUACAUAUCCAUAUGACAAGAUGAGAUCAUAUCCUAAUUUGAUCCUCCAAUGGACAUUUAUUUUCAUUCUUCAUUCGCAAAAGAGAAGGCUGUUACUUAGAAUAUUUGCUUUGUAUAAUUGGAGUUACUAUGAUAGUGUGUGUUAUGUGACCUGAGAGGUAAAACUUUGCACAAUUUGUUUAAGUUGAUAUAUCAAAAUAUUUUUGUAAUGUCACCAAGACAUAGCUGUUUCCUGGUAGUAACCAAUUACCAUACUGGUGCAGUUUGAAAGAACCUUAAACAUUUCAAAUCCUUUUCUAGUCAUGGUUACAAAAGGGCACAUGUUCAUUUCUGUUACAUUGUUAUAUCUUUCUUUUACCAGACAGGAAAAUUUGCAUCAAAUUCAUCAGUGACAGUUUGGAAAUAACAACUUGUGUAGUUCUGGAAAGCAGAUUAUGAAAAUAUGAUUUUUAUUUAUUAAUUUUAGCUGCAGUUUGUACAUUUACUAUGUAAUAUAUGUCAAAAUAUA
Molecule: messenger RNA, 3988 nt
Organism: Portunus trituberculatus (swimming crab)
Lineage: Eukaryota; Metazoa; Arthropoda; Malacostraca; Decapoda; Portunidae
Gene: Rala
Product: ras-related protein Ral-a-like
Exons: 7
Coding region: 158-1027 (289 amino acids)
Biological process (GO): Ras protein signal transduction
Cellular component (GO): plasma membrane
Molecular function (GO): GTP binding; GTPase activity; GDP binding
Source: RefSeq, a predicted model, not a curated record